Molecule: messenger RNA, 1944 nt
Organism: Closterium sp. Naga37s-1
Lineage: Eukaryota; Viridiplantae; Streptophyta; Zygnematophyceae; Desmidiales; Closteriaceae
Source: the annotation of a GenBank genome assembly
AUGAACGGGUUUGUGGCGGAGCAUGGGGUGGGAGGUCAGGAAGGGGAAGAAGCAGCCUACCCAGGAGAACCGACAGGGGAAGGGAGAGGCUACGAGCAAGGGGAAGGGGGAGGAUACGCGACAGGGGAAGGGGGUGGAUACGCGACAGGGGAAGGGGGAGGAUACGCGACGGGUGCAGGGGGGGGAUACGAGCAAGGGGAAGGGGGAGGAUACGCGACAGGGGAAGGGGGAGGAUACGCGACGGGUGCAGGGGGGGGAUACGAGCAAGGGGAAGGGGGGGGAUACGCAACAGGGGAAGGGGGAGAAUACGCGACAGUGCAAGGGGAAGGAUACGAGCAAGGGGAAGGGGGAGGAUACGAGACAGGGGAAGGGGGAGGUUACGCGACCGGGGCAGGAGGAGAAUACGAGACAAGGGAAGGGGGUGGGUACGAGGGCGAGGAAGGGGGCGAGGACGGGGGAGAGGAAGGGGGAGAAGACGAGGGAGAGGAAUGGGGGGAAGAAGAGGGUGAGGAAUGGGGAGAAGACGGGACAGGGGAACAAGGUGCAUACGCGUCGGGAGAAGGGGGAGUAUUGGCGACAGUGCAAGGGGGAGGAUACGUGACAGAGGAAGGGGGAGGAUACGGGAUAGUGCGAGGCGGUGAAGACGAGGGAGAGGAAGGGGGAGAAGACGAGGGAGAGGAAGGGGGAGAAGGCGGGACAGGGGAACAAGGUGCAUACGCGGCAGGGGAAGGGGGAGUACACGCGACAGUGCAAGGGGGAGGAUACGAGGGAGAGGAAGGGGGAGAAAAUGGGACAGGGGAAGGGGGAGGAUACGCGGCAGGGGAAGGGGGAGGAUACGUCGCAAGGGGGGGGAAAGUAUAUGAGGAACAGGAAGGGGGGGAGUUUGCGGCAGAGGAGGGGGGGAGACGAGGCAGAGGAGGGGGGGAGAGUCAUGGCCGAAGGCGGGGAAGACGGUCGGGCGAGAGAUCCAGCCGAAGGCGAUGGUGUGCUGAACGCAGCGUUACCGUUUCAGCCUCGUCAAUACACACAGAUAAAGAUACGAGAAUGACUCCCUUCGGCCACACACCCGCUAAGGCCGCGUUCCUUGUCGUGGUCAUCGCCACUGUGGUGCUCCUUUCCGCCCCUGCUUGCGUUUCCGCCGGGAGUCCCGCCAACGCGACUGCGCCUGCUAAAGCGACUGCGCCUGCCAACACGAAUGCUUAUGCUAAGGGGGUUGCGGCUGGCGCGAUCGGGUCUGCAAACGCAACCACGCCAGCCUUGGCGGCCACAGCGAGGCAGAGCAAGAGCGCGGGGCUAGGAAAGAACUCCACAUGCGCCUAUUACGGCAACUACACCGCCAACCCAUACUUCGGCAAGGGACUCACCGUGAAGCUUCCUCCCGCCAUCUUCGGCCAGCGCUGCGGCGCGUGCUACAAGGUGAUUUGCGCCAACAACACUAAGCACUGCCGCAGCGGCAAGGCGACCGUGACAGUCCGCGUCAUUGGCGCGACGACCACGGAGAAGGAGAUUUCGCUCUCCGCCGUCUCGUGGUCCAAGAUCGUGCAGGGAUCCGACGCCACCCCCGUCGGCAUCACGUACAAGCGCACCAACUGCCAUUCCACCGCUGGUUCGGCGGUGCGCGUGCGCAGCAACUCGACGGCAGAGAAUUUCAACAUUCAGAUGGUGGGUCUCGCCGGCCCCGGUACGCUUAAGGCGGUCGAGAUUAGCGUGGACGGCAAGAAGUGGGCGAAGCUGACGCGCGACGGCAGCAAGGCGAUCUGGGGGAUCAAGGGCAAGGAGGCGAAGGAGGUUGUGGGCGCGAAGAAGGCGGUGAGCGUUCGCCUCACUGCGGGACACACCCUCGAGAAGAUCACUCUCGAGAAGGUCGUUCCCGCCGACUGGAAGCCCAUGACGCUGUACUCGUCCAAGACCAACUUCAAGAAGCUCAUGGCCGAGGCCAAGUAA